UUCCACUCCGCUCCUCCUUUGGUCGACAGCCGCGCUUUCCCGCUCGCGUCGCAGCCUCCGGUGCCACCGCCGCCUCCGCCAUGCCCAACAUCGUGCUCUUCAGCGGCAGCUCGCACCAGGACCUGUCCCAGCGCGUGGCCGACCGGCUGGGCCUGGAGCUGGGCAAGGUGGUCACGAAGAAGUUCAGCAACCAGGAGACCAGCGUGGAGAUUGGUGAAAGCGUGAGGGGUGAAGAUGUCUACAUCAUCCAGAGUGGCUGCGGGGAGAUCAAUGACAACCUCAUGGAGCUCCUCAUCAUGAUCAACGCGUGCAAGAUCGCGUCAUCGUCCAGGGUGACUGCCGUGAUCCCAUGUUUUCCAUACGCCCGACAGGAUAAAAAGGACAAGAGUCGUGCUCCGAUUUCGGCGAAACUAGUGGCCAACAUGCUCUCAGUCGCUGGGGCCGAUCACAUCAUCACCAUGGACCUGCAUGCCUCUCAGAUCCAGGGAUUCUUUGACAUCCCGGUGGAUAAUUUGUAUGCGGAGCCUGCGGUCCUGCAGUGGAUUCGGGAGAACAUCGCCGAGUGGAGGAACUGUAUCAUCGUUUCACCUGACGCCGGGGGAGCCAAAAGGGUCACCUCAAUCGCAGAUAGGCUGAAUGUGGAAUUUGCCUUGAUUCACAAAGAGAGGAAGAAAGCGAACGAAGUGGACCGGAUGGUUCUGGUGGGCGACGUGAAGGACCGCGUGGCCAUCCUCGUGGACGACAUGGCUGACACAUGUGGCACCAUCUGUCAUGCCGCGGACAAGCUGCUCUCGGCUGGAGCCACCAAAGUUUAUGCUAUCCUGACACACGGGAUCUUCUCGGGACCAGCUAUUUCCCAAAUAAAUAAUGCUGCCUUUGAAGCUGUUGUCGUCACAAACACCAUUCCGCAAGAGGACAAAAUGAGACACUGUCCCAAGAUUCAGGUUAUUGAUAUCUCGAUGAUCUUGGCAGAGGCAAUCCGGAGAACGCACAACGGUGAAUCUGUGUCUUACCUGUUUAGCCACGUGCCGCUCUAGACCCCGGACGGGGAGCGCGGGGCCGGCCCACUUGUGCGUGCUCGCCUGACUUCUUAGUUUUAGGACUCAGCAAUUCUAGGAUAUAACGCAAAAGCAUCCCAUCUUGUAUCCUCCAAGACGCAUUGUUUCCCCCCUUCUCAAGCUCAAGACCAUUUCUUUCCAGUUUGGCCGGGGAGGGUGGUGGUUGUUUGAUCUUCGUGAGUGAACUGUUUGUUGUUAAUGAGAUACGUUUCGUCAUCCCAACUUGUCCCGACAGGUGACCCUCUUCUUUGUUUUGCCAGUACUUUGAGGCCACAACUUUCAAGUAUGGAAUUCUACCGCCGAAGUUCACAGUUGAUGUAUUUCGAGGUUGCCCAAGGCGACUUCAGAUUAAAGCCUUCUGUGUAAAUAAGGAUAAUGCCUAUGGACAUUGGGGUGAAACCCUGUAUACAGAAUUAGCCUUUUACUUCCGAGGGAACCUUAGAAAAUUGAUAAUACCCCGAGUUUGGUUUUACUUUAUUUUUUUCUUUUUAGUCACCAGGAUUCAAAUAAACCAUUGUGGUUAUUCUUAAUUUGACCAGAAUUUAAGCAGCCCAAGAUGGCCACUGACACAUUUACUUUCUGAUAAACAUGAGACAGCAGAGUCAAUCCGUAUUUUUUUUUUAUUGCCCCUUCUGAAAAACACAUGAUAACCAUCACUUACCUGAAACGUCAUGUUCUAAAAUUCCAGAAUUAUGUGCAGCGGCAAAUCUGAUUGAGGAAGUGUCAAGAUAGACCCUUCAGGCUCACUGGGGCUACUCACGCUGUGCUCUUCCUGUCCCGCCGUCUUGUUUUAUGGCCUUUUGUUAGUUCCAGCUUUUACUUUGCCUUUUUUCCAAUAAUUUCACAUUGUGGGUUGCCGCCAAAACAAAGACUCCCCUAAGUCUCCUCAGAUUUACUGGUCUGUUCAUUGUUUUUGACAUAAUAAAAAGGUGAAUUUCUGUUGAGUACCACCAAAUGCAUAUUUAAACAUGACCUCCUUUGUUUUAAUAUUCUUUUGCCUUUUGUAAUCAGAAGUAGCAAGUCUACUAGACUACUGAUGAUUUUAACUAAAACCGUUCCAUGAAGAACGUGGGUAAGCGAGGCGUACAGAGAAAGUAAAGAUAAGGAAGUGUUCAUUGUUUUGUGACGGUAACGUUCCAGUGGUGGCCCAAGAGCGAUGGUGGAGGCGAAGCUUGCUUUACUCACACGUGGCCCUUGACAGCAUCCUCCUCGGUGAGGUGCCUCCCCACGUGUGGCAGAAGAGAGAUUUGCCUGCAUAGACAGAGCCUGGGAAUAAUAACAGUCCCUCUCUUCUGCUGAAUCUUAAAACUCGAAGAGAGGAAAUUGAUCUAAAUUUUGCAGGUGGCAAAACCAAAUCCAGAAGUCAACAAUGGACUUGAACAGCAAUCUUUAAGGUUUCAAACUUCACUACAGCAGAGGUCGAGGUCAAAAAAUAUCGUUUGGGUCAUUGCGGAGAUGAACAUCUUGCUGUACCUUAAAAUGGAUUUUGAGGAAAGUGGUAUUCUAGCCUGGUAGAGUUGGCUGUGCAAUGUGUAUUGACUCUCUAGGCAGAGUUGACUUGAUAAUGUAAAGAGCCUCCUUAGAUGUUUGUAAUUUUUAGUUUUGAUAAAUGAGGAAUAUCUAUUUCUUGGAAUUUCUAUGCCUAGACCAGUGAAAAUGUAGUUACAAACACGCACACGUAGACAGCCUUGGCAUACAAGCGUAGACACAUUAACAUGACUGAAAAAAGUUGAUUUAAAUGUGAUCCUUUUCUCUCAAGUCUAAGAGCUAGUUUCAGAAUAAUCUUCAGAUAAAAAUAUGCAUGAUCAUGAUUGAAUUAACAACCGCCUCUCUCUCCUAGUCUCACUUUGUUGUUUUUCAAGUAGUUCUGAUACAUUAACUAAUUCGACUAGACUUGGCCACACACAGCGGCAACGUAGACCCCCUCGACUAUGUGAUGGUUUCAGUUCAAGAAAGAUGAUGAAGGGGGCCUCGGGAGCGGCCCCAUCCCCAGACUCGCCAGCCCUUGCUGCUUGUGUGCGGACCUUAAGCGAAACCACCAGAUCUCUCGGUUGGGUCCGACUCACGUGUGUGGGGCCGAGCAGGGGAGCCACAGAAAUAACACGUGCCCCAGAGCUGCUCGUGCUCCGGCCAAAAGUGUGUUAAUCCGCGUGCAGAUGCUCCUGUUAGAACAUGCCUCUGUUCGGAUGCAGUGCUUACAUGGGUUUAGGAUAUAGGAUUUUAAGGUCGUCGAACACUGUACUAACACAUUUCAAUAAAAUCGUGCUACUUCCUUCUGUUA
Molecule: messenger RNA, 3339 nt
Organism: Lontra canadensis (Northern American river otter)
Lineage: Eukaryota; Metazoa; Chordata; Mammalia; Carnivora; Mustelidae
Gene: PRPS2
Product: phosphoribosyl pyrophosphate synthetase 2
Exons: 7
Coding region: 81-1037 (318 amino acids)
Biological process (GO): ribonucleoside monophosphate biosynthetic process; 5-phosphoribose 1-diphosphate biosynthetic process; purine nucleotide biosynthetic process
Cellular component (GO): ribose phosphate diphosphokinase complex; cytoplasm
Molecular function (GO): ribose phosphate diphosphokinase activity; magnesium ion binding
Source: RefSeq, a predicted model, not a curated record